UAGUUUAUACCUUAAGCCUGAGAAAGGUACCCCUCUCGGGCAGAUUGCUAGGAGAUGGUCCUUAAAAAACCAUGGGUAUUGCAAAAUUUUCGUCGACUUUCACAGGUCUUGCAGUCCUUGAGUUCAACUGUAUUUCAACAAGAAAUAUCUGUAACAAGGUGCUUAAUUCAUGAGAUUUACACAGCUGAUUUUAUUUGGGUUUUGUUCGCAGAGAAAAAUAGUUUCUUCUGGAAGAUGUAAGUUUUACAAGGUUUAACCACACAAACGUGAUUUCUCUUGACAGCACCCAGUACACCCAGUAGUCCAAUUUGUAGUAUGGCCAGCAAAGAGUAUACACCAGAGGAACUGAAUUAUUUCCGUGUUUGUUACAUCACCACCAACAUUAUCCGGGAAGGUCUGAGGAUACUGUUCAAACAGGAAUGGGAUCGGUGCCAUGGCAAAACACUGGGUGCAUGGGAAGACACUGCAAAGAAUGGGCUCGACUUUUUUAACAAUGAGUCAAAGAAAAGUCGGAGGAAGAAUUCAAGAGUUUUGGGAAUUAUCCAGAAAGGAAAGACAGAGGAAUGGGAUUGUACAUGUUUCUUCUUUGCAAUUCUCUAUUCUGACUCACUUGGAAAACUUUUAAGUCCAACAACUGCCGGAAGUGUUGAUGAUCUACGAGUUUUCCGCAACAAUGUCUUUGCACAUCUCUCUGAAGCUGUUAUUUUGGAAGCAGACUUUCAGGCACAUGCAAACAGGGUCUUGAAAGCACUCAACUCGCUGCAUCUUGACACUAAAGAGCUGCAAAGAAUAAUUAACCAAAGUAGUUUUCCCACUGGGGAACUUCAAAUGCUUCAAGAGCAAGUUCAUGUCUUGGAGGAUGAGAUAAAGGGUAAACCUAAGUCCUUCAAGGUACUUCCACUGGAACCAUCUCACAAAGUUGUUCAGAGAAAAAUGGAAGUGGAAGACAUAAUGCAAAAGUUCACAUUCCUCCAAAACACCAAUAAGGAUGCGUCCAUUGUUACAGUUUAUGUCUCAGGCAAUCCAGGUUGUGGGAAAAGUCAGAUUGCUCGGGAGGUUGGCAUACAGUUCUUUGAAAGAGAAUCUGCCAGAAGUGACCCUGACAGUUGUACACUUGUGAUGACCUUGAAUGCUGAAGAUGAACAGGCUAUGCUUGAUUCUUACUACAAAUUUGCCCGCAAAGUUGGUGUUACAGAAUACUCACUAAACAGUAUCACAGGAGGAGAGUCAAAGUUGAUGCCAUUUGAGAAGAUUUCUCAUCUCAAAGUGCUGAUAGGUGCCAAAGUGCAAAGCUAUUCCAGUUGGCUGCUCAUUUUUGACAAUGCUGAUGAACUGCAAAACACAAGAGAUUGCAGGUGUCAUGAUGAAAACAUAAGAGAUUGGUUGCCUGACGAAGAUUGGGGAGGCUGUGGACAUGUUCUUGUUACUACCCAGGACAGCACAAACAUACCAGUGGCCGAUCCCCUGUGUCAACAUGUCUCCCUGAGUCAAGGAAUGCAACCCAUGGAUGCUAUGAAUCUUCUACAAAGCAUUUGUCAGUUUUCUUGUAAUGCUGAAGAAGAGCAAAUUGUGCAGUUAGUUCUGAAUGCCUUGGAUAAUCAACCCUUGGCCAUUGCCUGUGCUGCGCUCUAUGUUUGCUACACAAAUGAGGGCAGUCAAAUGAAUCCUGAUAAAAUCUGGGGGAACUACCUCAAGAAAUUGGAAACCUUGAAAAAGCGAACCUCAACAGAGACUGUUUAUGAAAGGACAAACAAAAGCUACCGUUCUUCUAUGACCUCUGCUGUCACACUGGCAUUGAAAAGACUGGUGCAAAACCAAACCUUUGAACAUGUGGUUCAGUUUUUGGCUAUGGGCGCUCCAGCACCUGUUGAAAUUGAUCUCAUUGUCAGCUUUGUAACAAAGCAAGACCCAGAUUGUGAUGGAGACGUGACUGCUGCUGAAAUUUCCAAGUGCUCCUUACUGAUGCAGUUUUGUCCAGAUGAUAGUUCCAAAAGGCUCAUCAAGAUGCACCAAGUUGUACAUGAUGUCUUCAGGGAAUACCUUUGCCAAAAUUACAGUAAGGAGCAGAUUGCUGCAAUCAUUCUUUCAUACAUUGAAACUCUUUCCACUGCUGCCCAGCACAACCUACUUCAUUUUGACUUGGAGUUUCAUAUCUCUUCACAAAUGAUGGCUCCUCAUUUAAUGUGGCUUACUUAUACUGUCUGGAACACAGGGUUUCAAGACCUAACAGAUGUCUUGGAUACGGGAAAUGCAACUAGAGAUGUGAGGAAUUUACUGCAAAGCCCUGCUUUCUUAAGUUUUGGUGACAUUUGCAGGAAACAUUUUUUCCUGUCGGCAGCUACAACAUAUUUUCACAAUGCGCUUAAAAUUGCAAAGAAUGACUUUGAUGGUGCCGAUACCAACAAAGUCAAUUUUAUUGCAACUGUCUUGAACAACCUAGGUCUUGCUCAUCAUGAGAAUGGAAAUUAUCGGUUUGCUGAAGAUUGCCAUAUGCGUGCUCUGGAAAUUCUUCAAAAGCUUAACCCACAAAGCCCAACUCCUGAGAUUGCAGAUUCUUUCAAUAAAUUGGGAAAUGUUUUCUUCAAUAGUGGCAAGAUUGAAGAAGCAAGAGAUUAUUUCCAGAAGUCACUUGACAUGAGAAAGGCUCUCUAUGGUCAUCAGCAUCCUGAUGUGGCUGCCUCCCUUUCCAAUCUUGGAUCUGUGCACAGUGAGAUGGGUGACCUGGCAACUGCAAGGGACUUUUUCCAAAGGUCACAUGUUUUGAGAGAAGAGAAUUAUGGUGAAAUGCACCCUCAUGUUGCAGAUUCAUUGAGCAAUCUUGGAAUCCUGCAUAGUAAAAUCUGUUCCCACGAGGAGGCAAUACAGUACCAUGAACAUGCACUAGAAAUGCGCAAGAAACUUUUCUUUGAAGAUCAUGGACUAAUUGCUGAUUCUUACAAUAAUCUUGCUCUGGCAUACAAGUUUGCUGGUCAGCUUGAGAAAGCAAAAGAGUGCUUUCAAUCUGCAUUGCAUAUCAGAGAGAAAGUAUCAGGCAAAGACCAUCCAGCAGUGGCAGACCUGCUGAGUAAUCUUGGAGUGUUGUACAUGGAGCUGGGUGAGAUGGAAAAGUCCAAAGCUGUCCUACAUCGUGCAGUGAAAAUCAGUGACCACCGAGUGGGAAGCUAUAUGUUUAACCUCGGAUUGGUAUAUCAAUGCUGCCAGGAGUUUGACAAGGCAGCCGAAUAUUUUGAUGCGGCUGAGGAAACAAAAGUGAAGAUAUUUGAUUUUUGUGAUGGUUCCCGGACGGAGCACAAGUCGGAAGACGAAGGAUCAAACCAAGACCCAAAGUUCAAAGGAUUUAUUGCAGUUGAUAAGCCUGGUCAACACUUCAAGUCUGUGCACCAUUAUUCAUAUGCUGUUGCACAUGGAAGUUCUCCUGAUCCCUUUCCUCUGAAGAGAUACCCUAUAACAUCUCCACCAGAAAGUGCAUGAUUUGUCGAGAUUGCAGGUACAU
Molecule: messenger RNA, 3493 nt
Organism: Orbicella faveolata
Lineage: Eukaryota; Metazoa; Cnidaria; Anthozoa; Scleractinia; Merulinidae
Source: RefSeq, a predicted model, not a curated record